Molecule: messenger RNA, 2699 nt
Organism: Cryptomeria japonica (Japanese cedar)
Lineage: Eukaryota; Viridiplantae; Streptophyta; Pinopsida; Cupressales; Cupressaceae
Product: probable LRR receptor-like serine/threonine-protein kinase At3g47570
Exons: 2
Coding region: 1187-2020 (277 amino acids)
Biological process (GO): protein phosphorylation
Molecular function (GO): ATP binding; protein kinase activity
Source: RefSeq, a predicted model, not a curated record
GCAAAAAUUCUGGAAGUUUCCAGCUACCUCGUGCCCAUUCUAGAAACAUCUAUGACCUCCAUUAAAAGAGGCAUUUUGUAAUCAUUUUGUGGAAUGAAUGGAUGUAUGGAAAAUAUGGUUUGAUAAAUAAAAAUUUAUCUUCCUUGUGCUGCUCUGUUUUCUUCAUGCUCUGUUUUUGUGUUCUGUUCUGUUUCAUUUCCAAUACCAAAGUCUCUAGGAAAUUGUUCUCACCUCUCACUUCUUGAUCUCGGCUACAAUCGGCUAAGUGGUGUGGUGCCUCAAGAAUUGGGAAUGCUUACUGUUCUGCAAACCUUAUGUCUAGGUACCAAUAAUUUGUCAAGUGGAAAAUCCGCCAAAACAUCUGUUUUGGAUAUUUUUACCAACUGCUCUAUCCUCAGAGAAAUCGGUCUCACUGACAACCAUUUUAGUGACACUUUAUCCAGGGGCAUAGGAAACCUCUCUCCCAGCCUAUCAGUAUUGCGCUUGACUUUCAACAAUAUAACUGGCAAUAUACCGGAUGAAAUUAGCAACCUUACUGCGUUGAACAUUCUUGUUCUCGGCAAUAACAAUAUAAUUGGCAAAAUUCCGAAAGCACUAAGCCGUCUGAAGAAUCUACAAGGGUUGGACUUGAGCUUCAACAAAUUGCAAGGCAACAUUCCACCAGAGUUUAGCAAGCUCGUAAAUUUAGAAUAUCUGUGGCUUGAUAAUAGUCAUAUCUCUGGAGAAAUGCCUUCAUCGAUUGGCAGUCUACAACAGUUGAGAAAACUGAACCUCGCAUACAAUGAAUUAACAGGAAGGAUACAAGAUGCCAUUGGACAAUGUUUUCGUCUGGAGAUGAUUGAGCUCUCACACAACAGCCUCAUAGGAAAUAUCCCUAUGGCAAUCUCAAGCUUCCAUUCAUUGGCCUUCUACCUCAAUUUUUCACACAAUUCAUUGACAGGAAGCUUGCCUUCACUGGGAGCAAUGCAACUUGUUCAGGCCAUAGAUAUCUCCGCUAAUAAACUCUCUGGACCCAUUUCUGGCGAUAUUCGGCAGUUGCGUGGAGCUGCGGUACCUGAACCUGACCAAAAACAAAUUAGAUGGAAUAGUGCCAACAUCAAUAGGACAGCUCAAAAACCUUGAGGUCAUUGACCUAUCCUUCAAUAAACUAUCAGCACAAGUGCCACCUUCUAAUGCGAAUCUCACUAUGCUCCACCUUCUGAAUUUCUCCUACAACAACUUGAAUGGAUCAGUUCCCAAUCAAGGAGCUUUCAGAAAUCUAAGCGCAACUUCGUUUUUGAGAAAUCCAGGAUUAUGUGCAGCAACAGGCUGGUUGAGUUUACCCAACUGCACAAGCUCUGCCGGGGUCCUUUCAAAGAGGUUUAACAAGAAGGUUAUCAUGGCCGUUUCAAUUGGCACAUUUUUGGCAGUGUGUUGUAUUUUGGGCGCAUCAUACAUCUUCUUCAGAAAGACCAAAAGCGAAACAUUCACAAAUAGUUUGAUGGGAAGAGGUUUCAUGCAAAUUUCUAGCCAGGAGCUUAACAGAGCAACGGAAGGAUUUAAUGCCUCCAAUUUGCUAGGGACCGGUAUCUUCGGGCCGGUUUACCGAGGACUGCUAUCUGAUAACACAUUGGUGGCUGUUAAGGUGUUCGAUCAGGACCCUCAAAAUUCUUUCAAGAAUUUCAACAAAGAGUGCAGAAUACUGAGCAAAAUCAGACACCGGAAUCUUGUCAAAGUCUUGUCCUGUUGCUCAACACCAGAAUUCAGGGCUCUGGUACUCCAGUUCAUGUCAAAGGGAAGCCUUGAACAACAGCUGCAUCAGGAUCGCAGGUUGAGUUUAAAGAUGAGAUUGAACAUUGCACUAGAUGUGGCGCACGAGAUGGCAUACUUACACCAUGAUUGUUCUCCUCCUGUUGUUCACUGUGACUUGAAACCCUCAAACGUUUUAAUGGAUGAGAACAUGACAGCCCAUGUGACUGGUUUUGGGAUUGCCCGUCUAGUGACUUCCACCGAUUUUGAAAGCAGCAGCACAUCCAGGUAGAAGGGAACGGUAGGCUAUCUUGCUCCAGAAAAUGGAUUGGGGGCACAAGUGACGACCAAGGCCGAUGUUUACAGUUUUGGAGUGGUCAUCCUUGAAAUGGUGACAAGAAAGAGGCCCACUGAUGAUAUGUUCACCGGAAACAAAACUUUGCCUAGUUGGGUGAGAACAGCAUUUCCUGAAGCACUGGAGAAUGUGGUGGACGGAGAUAUGCUAAGUGAUGAGCUUUGUGUGGAGAAAUUCAUGGAAACCACAGAGCAGGGCAGGUGGCUGGUUAGUUUGAUUGGAAUGGGGCUGGAAUGUACUAGAUAUAGUCCAGGGGAAAGACCAACAAUGAGAGAGGUGGAGAGCAUACUUGAAAGAAUUGUUUAUGGCCAAGCAUAUGGCAAUUUAGAAGGGCAUCCAUCGGUGCAGACUUUAUUAUUAACACAAGACAAGGGAUUAGGCGGCACAUCAUCUUCAUCAACCAAUUAAAGGGAAACCAGUUAAACUACUGAAGAUCUCACUGGAUCAUCUUACAUAAUGAUUAGAUGUUAACUUUGCUUUCUUUGCUUCUUGCUUGUUUAUAUGAAACAUCUUGUAUCAAGAUGUCACUUUUAGAACAUUAUAUAGAAGUGAUGCAGGUAGGGUCAUAAAGAAGUGUUGGUCAUACUUUAGAAUUAUAACAUUUUUAAGAGAUACA